Messenger RNA from Drosophila biarmipes, 911 nucleotides. RefSeq lists its product as uncharacterized. NCBI's taxonomy places the organism in Eukaryota, Metazoa, Arthropoda, Insecta, Diptera, Drosophilidae. The record is from RefSeq and is a predicted model, not a curated record. The coding region runs from base 134 to 829 and encodes 231 amino acids. The transcript has 2 exons.
AACCAUUGCCUUACCUGUCAGAGUUUAAGCAUCGAACGUUCAACAAGCCUAAUUUCCGUAAAAAUAAGUUAAAAUUUUUCGAUGUGUGCGCGUCUUCAUACAGCAUUAGCUUUCGUCUUGGACCUCGCCCACUAUGGAACAGAAUAAAGGUUUCCUCCAGAACCUCAGCGAACUGGAAAAGUCAGCCAUGGCCUACAAGCGGCUGUGCCUGGAAUUGGAGUCGCUUGGCAGUCCGGCGGCUCCAGUCGUUGCUUCUCCCUCCCCUCCGCCGGCGGCUCCGGUCGCCACCCAGGGCCUACGAGCAAGUGCCUCGGAGUUUGUGCCCCUGGCCAGCGAACGCCUUCCGAACGACUUGGAGGACGAACAGGAUGAGUACACGGACGACGAUGGCUACGAUGGGGAGCGAAACAUGAGAGCUCCCAAGCCCGCGAUCUAUGGCCUGCGUUUUUAUAAUAACAAUUAUGAGACCGAGGAAGUGAGCGAAAAUCACUUGGAGACGGAAAGAAAGAGGAAGUUUGGCUACAGGGCACCCAAGUUUCGACCGAACCAACCAGCUGGGCGUCCACCAAGGUCGGAAACGGGUUCCAAUUCCACUGCGAGGACGCCCAUGGACUUGGCCAGGGGACAGCCGCACUUCAAGGGACCCUACAUGCCGCUCCUGCAGCACAGGAUUGCCAAUGCGGAGGCCUACGGCCUCAUCCGGGGUCCCAAUGAGAAGAGCAGCCUGCUCCUGGACGACAUACUCAAGCAGUUGUCGCGCCUGGACCACUGUCCCAUCAAUCUCAACUCGAUUUUCCGCGGCACGGGUCCCCAGAACGCCCCAUCGUAGAUACCAUUGAAUUAUCUAUCAAAUUGUACAAGUAACUUUACUAAAGAAGGCGCUGACUUGGCAGUCGAUUCAGACUACUCAA